AUGCCGAAUACUCUUUUUUUUCUAAACUCUACUGCUGGUCCACGUUCGUUAACCUCGACGGCUACUCAAACUCCUCCUUCUGCUUCCGGUCCCCAUUCUGCUUUCACUCCAUAUAACCAGGCUCCACAGCACCCUACUCCGGUAACUACUCCUACUACUACAAAGAACUCUAUACCUCAAGAAGCCUCCGCAAUGAUGACUACUCAUUUAGAAAACAAUACUAGCACCAUGAUUUACCCUCAACAUCACUUUGCUAACCCAACCACUCACCCUUUCUGGCCUUCUUACUUUGGUGGUGGUAACCCUGCUAACGGUGCUGCUGUCUUAUCUGCUAAUGGUGGAAGUGCUUUUGUACCUGCUGUCGGUUACGGCAGUGCUGGUUCAGGAAUGGCUCAAGGUCAUACUCCUCGCCCUAAACUUACCACUACCAUAUGGGAGGACGAAGGAACUUUAUGUUAUCAAGUUGACGCUCGUGAUAACGAUAUGAUCAACGGAACAAAAUUAUUAAACGUUGUAGGAAUGUCACGUGGUAAACGAGACGGUAUUCUUAAGAACGAAAAAGGAAGAGUUGUUGUAAAGGUUGGGGCUAUGCAUCUCAAAGGUGUUUGGAUCACUUUUCAACGGGCAAAGACUCUUGCCGCCCAAUUCAAGAUCAGCGAACUGCUCUAUCCUUUGUUUGUGGAUGAUCCUAGUAUAUUCCUUCAUAAUUCUUAUGGACCAUCAAUGUCAACUAGAAUUCCAUCUAUAGGUAAUGGACCACAAUCUCAAUGGAGACCUACUCACCCCUAUGCAAAUAAUUUCAACAAUACUCCAUAUUCAACUGAUGCAACGCGACAAUGGUAUCCAUAUGGUAAUGGUAAUCAAAUUAUGGGAAAUCCUAAUGUACCGCAAGGUCAAGAUCAUGGUUCAUCUCCGUAUCCACCUGCCACUGGAUAUGCUGAACGUCCUCAACAUGUCGCUAAUCCACCUGCUGUUCCAAUAUAUUCGGCUCAACCACCAAGAAAUCAUAGCCAUCCUCAAACUCAUUUAGAAGAUUAUGAUGCUGGUUACAGCCUAAUAAACGGUCAACCUCAAGGACAGCAAGGUGUUUCUGUGGUUCCUGGACCGGCGUCUGAGGAAAAUCCCGGUAAUAACGGUUACAUGCGAUCUAACAAUCAAGGUCUCUAUAAUAUUGUCUCGGCCACCGAUGUUCCUAUGAAUGUUAGCUCAAAUUCUUCUCCUAAUAAUUCUGCUUUCUCUGGUUGGAAUCAUUCCGGAAAACGAGUAAAAUACGAAUUUCCUGAAGCAACGACUCCAUCAUCAUCUCAGUCUUCACCAAGGAUCAGUACUGCCGGUUAUCAAUUACCGGGUCUAGGUGCUGGUACUGCUACUCCAGGUGCAAAUCCAUCCACACCACAAGGUUACCCUAAUAGUAAUCUUCAAAUGAACACUGUGUUACAUACGCCGUCCCCAGAUGGUACACCUGUAGAAGAAUCGAACUCAAUUGGUAGACGUUAUGAUCAAUAUCGACAGCGAGAAGAUCAUACUUCAACGGAAGAAAUCAGCAAUAGUG
Molecule: messenger RNA, 1552 nt
Organism: Scutellospora calospora
Lineage: Eukaryota; Fungi; Glomeromycota; Glomeromycetes; Diversisporales; Gigasporaceae
Source: the annotation of a GenBank genome assembly